AUGGACGGAAGCAGAGUGUCGGACUUUAGCAUCGAACGCAUCCUUUCUCCACAUCUGGGCCGAAAACUGCUGGACCCAACACAGGACGGAUACAUGCGUUUGGUACCGGGCGGGUUCAGGCUGGAAUCAACCAGCUCAUGGGUCCCUGCGCCGGUUCCUGUGCCGUUCCGGGUGCCGGGCUGUCUGCAGUACCGGGGAAUGUGCUUCGGCGAAGGGUUCUGUUCGUGCACCGCCAGGUUCCACCACGCAGAGAUCAGGUUCUGCACACAUUUCGGUCCAAACCCUUCAGAAAGUUUUAAAACAUCACAAAGCGGGGGUCCGAUCCAGUGCAGAGCGAAGGCCCGGAUGAGGACGGUGUUCACAGACUGUCAGACCAAACAGCUGGAGGCGCUGUUCGAGCUCACUGACUACCCAGGGAUGGAAUUACGGGCCGAGCUGGCCCAGAACACCGGGCUGAGCGAGGAGACGGUUCGGGUUUGGUUCAAGAACCGCCGGGCCCGGAGAAAGAGGCAUCACAGUGGGCCAAAGGUCAAAUUACCGUCACCAUGCAAGAAAAAGAACUCUGAGACAGAGGGUGGAUCAACCUGCUGCUGCUCAGUGGCACGUCAGCAGGACAGGUUCAAAGUCUGGGAUUCUUCAGCAUGA
Messenger RNA from Cyprinodon variegatus (sheepshead minnow), 645 nucleotides. RefSeq names its product homeobox protein engrailed-like ceh-16. Gene Ontology annotation, molecular function: RNA polymerase II cis-regulatory region sequence-specific DNA binding; DNA-binding transcription factor activity, RNA polymerase II-specific. Gene Ontology annotation, biological process: regulation of transcription by RNA polymerase II. Lineage: Eukaryota; Metazoa; Chordata; Actinopteri; Cyprinodontiformes; Cyprinodontidae. The record is from RefSeq and is a predicted model, not a curated record. The coding region runs from base 1 to 645 and encodes 214 amino acids. The transcript has 3 exons. Gene Ontology annotation, cellular component: nucleus.